AUGUGCACGGUUACGAAUUCUUACGGAGCCUUUCCCGACCGCUCUAUAUGCGAAGCGGCCAAGGUGGAGUACCCGAAGACCGAGGCUGAACUCGUCUCUGCGGUAGCUGCAGCCACUAGAGCCGGCCGAAAAAUGCGGGUCGUUUCUCGGUACUCACACAGCAUACCCAAGCUCGUUUGCACUGACGGCAAAGACGGGAUUCUCAUAAGCACCAAGUUUCUAAACAACGUGGUGCGAGCAGACCGGGAAGCCAAGACUUUGACGGUUGAAAGCGGCGUGACACUAAGACAGCUGAUCGGAGAAGCGGCUAAGCUGGAGCUGGCUUUACCAUAUGCACCGUAUUGGUGGGGACUUACGGUUGGAGGAAUAAUGGGGACAGGUGCUCACGGAAGUUCGCUUUGGGGUAAAGGAAGUGCGGUUCAUGAUUACGUGACCGAGAUAAGAAUUGUGAGUCCCGGUUCGGUUUCCGAUGGUUAUGUGAAGGUUCGUGUUCUUAGUGAGACGGUGAAUCCUGAAGAGUUCAGAGCAGCCAAAGUUUCUUUAGGCGUUCUUGGUGUUAUCUCCCAGGUAACUUUCGAAUUGCAACCAAUGUUCAAGAGAUCGUUAACUUAUGUUAUGAGAAAAGAUUGGGAUUUUGGAGAUCAAGCCGUGACUUUUGGGGAAAAGCACGAGUUUGCAGAUUUCAUAUGGUUACCGAGCCAAGGCAAAGUGGUGUAUAGAAUGGACGAUAGAGUUCCCUUCAAAACUUCUGGCGAUGGCUUGUUCGAUUUUUUCCCAUUCCGUCCGCAACUCUCCACAGCCUUAGCCGUCAACAGAUUAGUAGAGGAGAGUGAAGAGGCAUCUGCAGAUGCAAACAGGAGGUCUGGAGGUGGUAGAAGAGUGAAGAGAGGGUGCUUGAAGAGAAGCUGUCCUUUUGGAGCAUUCCUGCGAAGAACACUCAAGGCGAACAGUCCCGAGACUAUUCUCAAGCGGAACAAGCAGACGGAGUGAUCCCGAGGUUGUUCCCGACAAAUAAGGAAGCUCCUAUUUCGGGAA
Molecule: messenger RNA, 1035 nt
Organism: Brassica oleracea var. oleracea
Lineage: Eukaryota; Viridiplantae; Streptophyta; Magnoliopsida; Brassicales; Brassicaceae
Product: probable L-gulonolactone oxidase 1
Exons: 4
Coding region: 1-990 (329 amino acids)
Molecular function (GO): FAD binding; oxidoreductase activity
Source: RefSeq, a predicted model, not a curated record